UCCUACAAUUAAAAUACACCUUUCAAAAGGGGCAAAAUCCCAAUCGCCCAAACCCUAGAAACACCAGUCUACCGGCGCAUCCUCCCUCUUCUCCGCCUCGCCGAGUUUAGAAGCUCCCUGCUCAAUUUCGCGGCGGCGGCCAAUUCCUACGCUCCUCCACUCUCGCUAUUCCAGCCCCAAACUUGCUCAAGCAUGUCGAUUGCUCAGGAUCUCUAUCCCACCGAAGAGGACUACCUCUACGAAGAAGAGGUACUUCGAAACCCUAACAAUCUCAAAUUGUGGUGGCGAUACCUAAUCGCGAAGAGCGACGCGCCGUUCAAGAAGCGCGCCAUUAUCUACGAGCGAGCUCUCAAGGCCUUGCCCGGAAGCUACAAGCUGUGGCACGCCUAUCUCCGCGAGCGCCUCGAGAUCGUGAGGAAUCUACCGAUUACUCACUCGCAGUAUCAGACGCUGAACAACACUUUCGAGCGAGCCCUCGCCACGAUGCACAAGAUGCCCCGCAUUUGGACUAUGUUUUUGCAGUCUCUGACGCAUCAGAAGCUGAUUACUCGGACGCGGCGCACGUUCGACCGUGCAUUGUGCGCGCUGCCGGUUACUCAGCACGACCGAAUCUGGGAGUGUUAUCUGGUGUUCGUGUCGCAGAGGGGCGUGCCGAUAGAUACGUCGCUGAGGGUGUACAAGAGGUACCUGAAGUAUGAUCCAAGUCAUAUUGAGGAUUUUAUUGAGUUCUUGGUCAAUUCGCAGUUGUGGCAGGAGGCUGCGGAGAGGUUGGCUGGGGUUUUAAAUGACGACCAGUUUUACUCUAUAAAGGGGAAGACAAAACAUAGGCUAUGGUUGGAAUUGUGUGAUUUGUUGACUCAGCAUGCCACUGAGAUAUCGGGAUUGAAUGUGGAUGCGAUAAUUAGAGGGGGGAUUAGGAAGUUUACGGAUGAAGUGGGGAGACUGUGGACUUCAUUGGCUGAUUAUUAUAUUAGGAGACAGCUUCUUGAGAAGGCCAGAGAUAUCUUUGAGGAAGGUAUGACGACUGUAGUCACAGUGAGGGAUUUCAGUGUUAUUUUUGAUGCAUAUUCACAAUUUGAGGACAGUGUGUUGUCAAUUAAGAUGGACAAUAUGGAUGACAGUGAUGAAGAAGAUGGGAAUGAGGAUGCCAUAGAGGAGGAUGAUGAGGAGGAUGAUAGGUUGGAUAUUGAGAAGUUGAGGAAGAAGAUCAGCUGUUUUUGGUUGAAGGAUGACAAGGAUGUGGAUUUGCGGUUGGCGAGAUAUGAGCAUCUGAUGGACAGGAGGCCGGAGUUAGCUAACAGUGUGCUUUUGAGGCAGAAUCCUCACAAUGUGGAGCAGUGGCAUCGGAGAGUUAAGCUUUUUGAAGGGAAUCCCACAAAACAAAUUUUGACUUACACAGAAGCUGUGAGGACCGUGGAUCCCAUGAAGGCUGUUGGGAAACCCCAUACUCUGUGGGUUGCAUUUGCUAAGUUGUAUGAGACUCAUGGAGAUGUUUCAAAUGCCCGGGUGAUUUUUGAUAAGGCUGUGCAGGUUAAUUACAAGGCUGUCGAUCAUCUAGCAAGCAUUUGGUGUGAAUGGGCUGAGAUGGAGCUCAGACACAAAAAUUUAAAGGGUGCACUGGAACUGAUGAGGCGUGCUACUGCUGAACCAUCUGUCGAGGUCAAGAGGAGAGUUGCUGCUGAUGGAAAUGAACCAGUGCAAAUGAAGGUUCAUAAAUCCCUUAAACUUUGGACAUUUUAUGUGGAUUUGGAGGAAAGCUUGGGUACCUUGGAGUCAACUCGUGUAGUUUAUGAGAAAAUAUUGGAUCUAAGAAUUGCUACUCCCCAGAUUAUCAUAAAUUAUGCAAUGCUUCUAGAAGAACACAAGUACUUUGAAGACUCAUUUAAAGUUUAUGAGAGAGGUGUAAAAAUAUUUAAGUACCCGCAUGUGAAAGAUAUAUGGGUCACAUAUCUUUCCAAAUUCGUUAAGAGAUAUGGAAAAUCAAAGCUGGAACGAGCUAGGGAGAUAUUUGAGAAGGCAGUUGAAGAGGCUCCUGCAGAAUCAGUGAAACCCCUGUAUCUUCAAUACGCCAAAUUGGAGGAAGACUAUGGUCUGGCCAAAAGAGCAAUGCGGGUGUAUGAUCAGGCUACAAAAGCUGUCCCACCUAAUGAGAAGUUGGGCAUGUAUGAGAUAUAUAUUACCAGGGCAGCUGACAUAUUCGGAUUACCAAAAACUAGGGAGAUUUAUGAGCAAGCUAUUGAAUCACGACUGCCAGACAAGGAUGUAAAGGUCAUGUGUUUGAGAUAUGCUGAACUCGAGAAGAAUCUUGGUGAAAUCGAUCGUGCUCGUGCAUUAUACAAGCAUGCAUCACAGUUUGCUAAUCCAAAAUCUGAUCCUGACUUCUGGAAAAAGUGGCAUGAAUUUGAAGUACAGCAUGGAAACGAGGAUACAUAUCGGGAGAUGCGCAGAAUCAUGAGAAGUGUUGAUGCUAGCUAUAGCCAGACGCACUUUAUCCUACCGGAGUAUCUGAUGCAAAAGGACCAGAUGCAGACCCUUGACGAAGCUAAGGAUGUUCUCAAGAAGGCAGGCGUUGCUGAGGACGAAAUGGCUGCACUUGAGAGGCAAUUACUGCCCACUACCAAUGAAACCAGUGCUAAAGAUGGUGGUAGACGAUUAGGAUUCGUGAGUGCUGGUUUGCAGCAAAAUGGAGAGACUACAGCAAAUACAGAGGAUAUCGAGCUUCCAGAAGAUAGUGAUCCCGAAGAUGAGGAGAAGGUUGAGAUCGCACAGAAAGAAAUUCCAGAUGCAGUGUUUGGAGGAUUGGUGCGGAAGAGAGACGAAGCAGACGAGAAGGGUAAAGAAGCAACUGAUACGGAAAACAAAGAGAACGAUGGCCAUCUAGGUGCCUUGGAGAGAAUCAAACGAAUGAGACGAGGCGCCUAGAUUCAUCUAUUUGAAGUUAUUGUAUACAUGAAAUGGAAUUUUGUUGAAUUUUGUUGAUGUAUCUUACUUCAAAUAUUGUCUAUGUGAAAUUCAAGUAUGCUUCUUUCCUUUUGGGAUCUCA
Molecule: messenger RNA, 3043 nt
Organism: Salvia hispanica
Lineage: Eukaryota; Viridiplantae; Streptophyta; Magnoliopsida; Lamiales; Lamiaceae
Source: RefSeq, a predicted model, not a curated record